Messenger RNA from Schistosoma spindalis, 2377 nucleotides. The record is from the annotation of a GenBank genome assembly. Lineage: Eukaryota; Metazoa; Platyhelminthes; Trematoda; Strigeidida; Schistosomatidae.
GUUCAAAGUCUUCACUUCUUACGUAAACAAUUUUCGCUUCGAAACAAUUGAACCGACUAAUGCAUAUAUCUUGAUCAAAUGAGUUUCUGACGCAAGAAUCACGAAUUCAAACAUCCAAUCAAAACCAACUGGAUUUUAACGAAUCUGAUCGCAAUACAAAUGAUAUACAACCAAUCAACUAGCUUACAUAGUCGACCAAAUUCGUACAGUUUGAUUCAUUGAAAAUUUAUUUUGACACGAUUCAAAUCAUUCACUAGUUUUCAGUUAAUUAUGGUUAUUCUCUCGAAAUUAAUUGGUUGGGAGCAAAUAAAUUGAACCACAACUGGUUUGUUGUUAGCUCACUAGAUAAUAUCUUCUCGACAUGAUAAAUAAACCAAUUAAUAAAGUCUCACAAAACGUUGUUGCAUGUUUUCACUAGCAUGUCACUCAUACAAUUUAAACCAAUCUAAUUCUAGAAUGACAAUGGAUUAAUCCUAUGACUUUGAAAUAACAUGUUUGACAAAUCAAUGUGGACUAGUUGUGAUCUCAGAUAUAAAGUCUGGUUAACCAUUCGCUUACUCUGUGCACUAUGUUUAUGUUUACUUGGCUAGCGUUCCUUAGCCUGUUGAUUAAUGCCAACAUAACACUGUCAUAUUCCUCAUCAGUCAAAGAGACAUCUCCACAACAGGUCGGGUUGAUAUAUGAUGAAGAGACUCGGCGCACACGGGAACGAUAUUAUCUGAAACACAUUGGAGGAAAUCAAAACUCUUCAAUGUACAGUUAUGAUUAUCAUGAUGUGACAAACGCUGUUCAUGUAGUCAUCAGUAUUUCAAAGCGCGAUUUGAUAUUUUUCGAUAAUUAUAAGAUCAAACCUGUUAUUUGUUUCAUCAACUACAGCAGUCAAUUACCUUUAGUUUUAUCCUAUGAUCUAGAUUCGAGUUAUUCUGCAGAGUUAGUUAAUAAAUCGAGGUAUUGGUUACCACCUAAAUCAGGAGCCAGUACAAAGAUAUCAUUGUACAUAUUGCCGAAACUGGUGGGGUUAGACUAUUUGGUGUUUUUGAUUAGCGUGGAUAAGCCGAAGUCUGGAUAUAACACUUCUACGUCAUGGCUUACUAAUAAAUCCGAAUCUCGCAGAAAAUUAUAUUAUGAUGAUUUAGCAACUCAGCAUCAGUUGAAUCUCUCCUUACUCAAUACACAGGAAGUUGAUGGCGUCAACGAGAACAACACAUUAGGUUUCCCAGUCAUUGUAACAGUAGAUAGAGGGAUCGGACAUCGAGUUUACCGAAUUUUCAUCACGGUCAUGCUAACUGCGUUCACAUUUGCAAUGGGGUGUAAUUUGGAACCCUCUCUGAUUUUGCAUCAUUUCAAAAGACCCUUUUCUAUAUCAAUUGGAUUCUUUUGUCAAUUCUUUUUCAUGCCACUGAUUGCACUUGGCAUUGCAAAAAUUAUCCCGAUUAGAUCGGAGUUUGGUUUCGGUUUACUCACCGUCGCUUGUUCUCCAGGGGGAGGUUCCAGUAAUGGUUGGUCUUUUCUACUCGGUGGUGACAUCAACUUGAGUAUGUUAAUGACGUUCAUCAGUAAUUUAGCAGCACUUUUUAUGAUGCCAUUUCUUCUAUUCGUCUACGGUCGGUUCUUCAUUGAUGCGAGCAGAAUAGAAAUUCCAUACUUCAAUAUUUUCUUGCAGUUGUUACAGAUAGCAAUACCCGCAUUAUUAGGUUUAGGUCUACGUAUAUGGAAACCGAAUUUUGCUAAGAAAUUCACCAAACUAGCCGGUCCAAUUUUUAAAUUUCAAUUAGUAUUCUUUAUAACUGUCGGUGUGUACGUUAAUUGGUCACUGUUUCGUCUAUUAUUUGCCUUUCCUUUACUUAUUCUUGUAUGUGCUUUGUUACCUUGGCUUGGUUUUGGUAUAAGUUCAUUAUUCGUAUUCAUUUUACGACAACCAUUUCAAUCAAUUAUUACGGUGGCAUUAGAGACUGCUAUACAAAAUAUUGCAAUUGCAAUUCUCGUCCUAUUAUAUAUAAUGCCGAAACCAACUGGUGAAUUGGGCGCAAUUAUGCCAAUUGCUGUAGCUGAAUUAACGUCUAUACCGUUGUAUAUAAUAUACUCAUCCAUGUUAAUUAAGCGUAAAUGUUGUAGUCAGCAGAAAAAAUCUAAUGACAUCGAAACAUCUUUUACUACAGAGAUGAGUAACGAUUGUAUUAAUGACGUAAUGAAGACCGAAAAUGGUACCACCAUGCCACAAAUAAAAGUACCAUUACCAGGAGUAACGACAACUGUCAGUGACAUUGAAACUCAUUAAACAAUAUAAAAUGGUGUCUUAUAAAAUCAUUUCCAUGUUUUUGUUUUGUUCUCUAUCUAUGUAUUGUUCUUUAUAGUGUUCUAGUAUUUGCUAUACCAG